AUGGCACAGGCAAAGGAGCUGGAGCUUCUGGGCGAAACUGAGCUCCAGUCCAAAACGCCGCCUGGAGGACGCUUCCCCAUCAGCUGUCCGACUCUCGAUCUGGCGGCAUCUUGGGAUCAGGACGACAGGAACUUGCUUGUGUACCGGCCACCGGGUCAAGUCGUUUCCAAGAUACACCAGGUUGCUUCGCCUGGAGAGAAAGUGCCCGAGGUGUGCGCAGUGACAUGGAGACCUGAUGGCCAAUUUCUAUCUCUGGGGUGGAGUGAUGGCGUUGUGCGGCUCAUGGGCUUGGAGAACAACAAGGCUGCGCAUCAUAUCCCGGUCUGCGACAAGGCUGCAGCCACAAUCACGCACAUUGGCUGGUCGACCGCCAUCAUCGCAAGCAAGGCAGAUGGAGCCAUCGCUAAAAGGCUUGGGGAUGACUUCACACAAGGAUGGACCGAGCCAGGAGCCAAGACGCCUCUCGAUCUGCCUCAAGAGCUCACCUUUCUGGAAGUUGAGACGGCGCUGCCCAGAAUCAGCCCCUUGCCGACGAGUAGUGCUGGCGCAGGCGAGGAUGCUACCGUCUUCACUCUUCGCAGCGGCAUCGACUUUCUCUUCCGGACUCCCAAGCGAGACACUUACGAUCAAGUCAAGGUGAUGAUUGUGGGAACCAGCAAUGGCAAAUUGCAGCUCAGCAUCUACGACUCCUUCGUCAUUGGAACCUUUCCACAGCCACUGCUAGACUCGCCAGCGUCAGCACCGUCAAGUGCAAUGCACAUGAUACUCCAUGCAGCUCACCCACGAACAUCAACGCAUUCUCUCAUCUACGCAGAAAACCAAAAUGAGCCACAAGAGGUUCAUCUUGUUCCUAUGGACUUACCAUUCCUCUCUUUUUCUCCCAUCAAUCUAUCCCUUCUAUCCUCCAAACUCACUACCCUCCAAGCACUGCUACGAUACCUGAAACAAACAUCUCUUCAUAUGCAGCUCGAGUGGAAAAACGCAAGAGAGCUUCCGGCUCGCUUCCUACGCAGCGUACAUGGCGACUUGGAAGAGAUGAACGGCGGCCCAAACGAAAUUGUCUCUGCCCUGUUUCAUACGGCUUUGACUGGCCACGCUCACCCUCCUGGCCACAAACGCUGGGACAAGGCAGUCACAUCUGGCCUAGAAGGUCUCCGCAGCCUCGUCCAUCAAUAUUUCCUCCCAGCCCUCGAGCGCUGCUCCAUCAUCCUAAGCCGCCUACGUGGUCUGGCCCGCUUCUACAACGACCGCGAAGACAUUGGCCUAUCCAUUCCCCAUCUCAACCGUGUUCUCGACACCAUCAGCUGCCUCACCCUAGUCGGACACAAGGUCCUCAUCCACACAAUGGACGAGCUCCAGCAUUUCUCCGCCUUUUCAGCGUGGCUCCGCUUCCAAAUCGACCAGCUGGGCGGACCUGGAACUGGAGCCGACGAACUCACUGACAAGGAAGCCAUGAUGGACCACACAAAAGUGCUGACCUACAUUGAGCGCUACCUCACAAAUAGCCCUCUCGACAUUUUCCUCAGUGAGAUUGCCAAAGAGGAUUACGACUCCGACUUGAAAUUUAUAGACGACGGCCCAACACUGCUAGACGUCUUGGACAAGCAGCUCAAAAAGCACGAAGCCGGCCAGCCCAGCAUGAAAGCCCUCCCACACGUCGACUUCCUCGUCAACUACGCCACGACAUGGUCCAACAACAUCUUCAGCAGCAUCGCCGAGGCAAAGAGACGCAGCGUCCGCUUCGGCAAGCCAGUCAAGCUAUCCAUCGGAAAGCCCAUCACCAAGAUGGACAUGAAAAUGCUCGGCUCUAGCAAAAGAAGCGGUACUGUCUUUACUGCGUUGGCGUCGCAGCAGGAUCCCAGCAAAGUACACUUGUUCCGGAUGGACAUGGCGAUAACAAAUGGAAUCAGCGAUAACAAGCCGGUGGUGGCCUGCGUCAUCGAUCUUGGCUCUCGAUUGCUUGUGGACUUGAAGUUUCUCAACGAUAAAUAUCUUGUGGUUUUCUGUACCGAAAACAACAAUACUCCAUUAAUCAUCCUCAUCCCCACACAAGACGAAUCGAGCAUCUCGUACAGCCCUUACGAUGCUGCAAAUCCUAACCAGAUGCCCUCUUUAACAUCAGCCGACACCUUUACGACACAUCACUUUCCAGCCAACCACCAGAUACUUCGGCCCAUUCGUAUGGAGGUCCAUGAUAGAAGCGAGAUUAGAGGGGAGAUGCCUGCGCGAAUCUGUCUUUUGAGCAGUAAUCGCACGACAUGGAAGACUUAUAAAAUACCCAUCGAGGAAUGA
Molecule: messenger RNA, 2292 nt
Organism: Trichoderma atroviride IMI 206040
Lineage: Eukaryota; Fungi; Ascomycota; Sordariomycetes; Hypocreales; Hypocreaceae
Source: RefSeq, a predicted model, not a curated record